AUGACCUCGAUUCAGAUUGGCGGCCCUCAGGGCCAGCAUAUUGGAUCCAUUGAGUCUUCUAUGACAGAUAGAAUGGCCGAGUACACCAUGCCAACAGCAGAGCAUCUCAUACGACAGGCUUUGCGCAAGCGAAUCGACAGCCUCGAUGCAAAAUUUGUUUCGCACAACCAAGAAGAUGCAUUCUUUGUGGCAGAUCUUGGGGAAAUCUUCAGACAACACCUUAUCUGGAAACAACUCUUGCCAUGCGUCAAGCCAUUCUAUGAAGCUGUGAAGUGUAAUCCGCAUCCAGCAGUUCUGGAGCUCUUGUACAAUCUCGGGACGGGAUUCGAUUGUGCCUCGAGAAAUGAAAUAGAGCAGAUCCUUAAGCUAGGUGCUGACCCGAAGCGAAUAAUAUACGCUCAUCCUUGUAAGGCAUUGUCUUAUAUCCACUAUGCGAAAGCGGUUGGCGUUGAAAGGAUGACAUUCGACAAUGCAGAUGAGUUGUACAAGAUCAAGGAUGUGUUUCCUUCUGCCUGCCUCCUGCUUCGUAUCUCAACAGAUGAUUCUACUAGUCACUCUCCUCUGAGUAAGAAGUUCGGAGCCGACAGUGCUACAGUCGGUUCACUUCUGGCUAUUGCUCAAGAACUCGACCUAAAUAUCAUUGGUGUGAGCUUCCACGUUGGAUCAGGAGCUUCUGACCCCAUGACAUUUGUCAAUGCGGUCCGAGAUGCAAAUCGAGUAUUUAGUCAAGCGUCAGCCUUUGGGUUCAACUUGAGCGUACUCGAUGUUGGAGGUGGUUUCUGCAAAGAAAGCUUCGAGAACAUGGCUUGGCACCUUCGUCACGAAUUAGACAUUUAUUUUCCGUCCUCAAGGGGAAUCGAAAUUAUAGCAGAGCCUGGAAGAUACUAUGUUGCCUCUGCAUUUACACUUGCCACCAGUGUUAUUGCUCGUCGCAUCACCCAUGGUGCAACUUAUCAACAAAAUGGUCAUAUGAUAUAUAUUCAGGAUGGAACCUACGGUAAUUUCUCUGGCGUUCUUAUCGACCACGACCUACCUAUUGCCAGAAUUCUCCGAUCCAACGGCAAAAUUCUCUACGGUACACGAGAUGCCAACCCUUUGAAGUCGAAUGAUGGUGUUCUGUAUUCGAUCUGGGGAGCAACAUGUGAUGGAGCUGAUUGUGUGGUCAAGACUACUCGCUUCAAGGCGACGAUCAAAAUCGGAGACUGGCUCUACUUCGAUAACAUGGGCGCCUACACCUCAAGCUCUGUCACUCAUUUCAAUGGGUUUCCAAUGUCUAAUGAUGUUGUAUGGGUCUGCAGCGAAGCUUCUCUUCCUCAAUAUGUAAAAGGAUAG
This is a messenger RNA of Fusarium fujikuroi IMI 58289, 1332 nucleotides long. RefSeq names its product probable ornithine decarboxylase. The transcript has 2 exons. Lineage: Eukaryota; Fungi; Ascomycota; Sordariomycetes; Hypocreales; Nectriaceae. The coding region runs from base 1 to 1332 and encodes 443 amino acids. The record is from RefSeq and is a predicted model, not a curated record. Gene Ontology annotation, molecular function: ornithine decarboxylase activity. Gene Ontology annotation, cellular component: cytoplasm.